UUUCUGUCAUUCCCAAUAGAGACUAUCAGCCUGCCGGUAGAGCAGCUUUUUCUGUCUUCUUGUUUGUCUGUAAGUCUGCGGCCCGCCUACACGCCUGCCAGCAGGUCGGCGUAAGCGACCCGACCAAUCACCGUGUUGUGUGUUGUCUUGCCUUUCAACCUUGUCUUGCAGUGUUAUGUGCACGCCACUUGUUAUUGUUAUCUCAGUGGAGAAGUCGAUCUGACAGACGUGCUGUUAACCAACUUGGUCCGAUCGGGACAAGCCCCGGUAUACAGACUGACAGAGAGACUGACUGGCAUUUAAAAUCACAGAAGUGUCAACGUCAACCACAACAACAGCAGCAGCAUCACCGAAAGCGAGAGAGGAACGAAAGAAAGUGGAUCUAAUUAAUUAACUAUACAACAAUGUGGAUGCUUAAAUUACUAGUAGCUGUCCAGCUACUGACCCUCGCACUGGCCGGUGGUAGCAGUAUAGGAAUAGGACAUUACCAACAUGCUUUGAUAACCUCACACAACAGCUACCGUAAAAAAUUGUCGGGAGAUGGAGUAAGAUCUUUGGUCUGGGAUGAUGGUUUGAGUUCUGCUGCUGGAACAUGGUCUUUAACUUGUGAUUAUAAAGAAUACGAUAAAUAUUUUGGACAAAACAUGUACUACGAUUCUGAGACAGAUGAUAUGAAAGGUCUUGUCAAAACGGCUGUGAAAAAAUGGAAUGACGAGGCUGAGAAAGUGCUCAAUCCGAAAGGAGCUUGUAAAGGCGAUUGCAACAAAGCUCAGAUGCUCUGGGACAAUACCACCUCUUUUGGUUGUAGUAUCCGUCAGUGUCCUACCCUUAAUCUUGGAAACGGAAAAGUAAUUAAUGAGCCAACCUUCUUGGUGUGCCUCUAUUGGCCAAGAUUACCUGAAGACACGAAGAAAAUAUAUCAACCUGGUAAGCCUUGCUCAAAAUGUCCGGAGAAAACAAAAUGUGUUAACGACUUAUGUUUAAGUAAGUAUAGUUAUUCACAUAAUUUAUCAUAAAAUAAAUUAUCAUUC
Octopus bimaculoides (California two-spot octopus) is the source of this 1031-nucleotide messenger RNA. RefSeq lists its product as uncharacterized. The record is from RefSeq and is a predicted model, not a curated record. NCBI's taxonomy places the organism in Eukaryota, Metazoa, Mollusca, Cephalopoda, Octopoda, Octopodidae.